AUGGUGGCUUUUACUACUGCUCUAUGGUUCAUAUGGAAUUCUAGAAACAAGGUCAGAUUUGAUGGUGUAGUGGUUCAUGCAACUAAUGUGUUUGGGAUGAUUGUUGGGCAUAUUCAAGCUUCUAGUUGCCUUGUUACUGGAGUAAUGCAUAACUCAAUUCUUAAUCUUCGUGUGUUGAAGUGUUUUGGGGCUAGUUGUAAUCCUCGCAAUGCUCCUACAGUUUUUGAGGUUAUUUGGCGCCCUCCUCCUUCUGGAUGGGUUAAGGUUAACACUGAUGGGGCUUGGAGAAGAGGUUUAGGUGUGGGAGGCUAUGGUGGUGUUUUCAGGAAUGAUCAACGGUGUUUUAUUGGAGCCUUCUCUUCUUCUCUUGAUAUUCCUAGCUCAGUUGCAGCAGUGGUAAUGGCGGUUAUUAAGGCAAUUGAGCUUGCUUGGGUGAGAGAUUGGAAUUAUGUUUGGUUAGAGGUGGAUUCUCAAAUUCUGCUAGACCUUCUUUGUUCUCCCAUGUUAGCUCCUUGCACUACAAAAAAGAAUUCAUUUGGCUUCACCAGUUAG
Rosa chinensis is the source of this 552-nucleotide messenger RNA. RefSeq lists its product as uncharacterized. The transcript has a single exon. The record is from RefSeq and is a predicted model, not a curated record. Gene Ontology annotation, molecular function: nucleic acid binding; RNA-DNA hybrid ribonuclease activity. Bases 1 to 552 code for a protein of 183 amino acids. NCBI's taxonomy places the organism in Eukaryota, Viridiplantae, Streptophyta, Magnoliopsida, Rosales, Rosaceae.